AUGUCGAACCAUUUCCCCACGGAGGAGAACCUCCAAAAGGUCAUGUCCGCUACAGAGGGAGUAGCUGUCUCGCCUCAUGACUCACAUGAUUCCCAUCGUGAUUCCUCAGAUCAAGAAUCAGAAGUGACCCAUGAGCCCAUCCAGGAGCGAUAUGACAAUCCGUCAUAUUCUCGUUUUCGCCGGGUAGCCUCGAAGACAGUCGUCUCAUUUGGUCCAAACGAUCCAGAGAAUCCAGUGAACUGGCGCAAGACAAGGAAGUUCCUAGUCCUAGGAUCGGGUGUCAUGCAGGUCAUGAACAGCACCAUUGGGUCCAGCAUCUGCUCCAACGCCAUCCCUCAGAUUGCAGAAGAAUUCAAUAUCAAGAACCAGCAAGCCCUUGUCCUGCCAAUAUCUAUCUUCCUGGUGGGCUAUAUCCUGGGUCCCUUAUUAUGGGGUCCUAGCUCGGAGUACUUUGGACGCAAGAAGCCAUUGCUAGUUGCGUAUUGUGGGUUCGCAAUCUUCACCCUAGCGUGCGCCGUGGCCGACUCAUACGCAUCUUUACUGGUAUUUCGACUUUUGAAUGGUAUGAUGGCUUCAGCACCGAUUGCUACUGUCGGUGGACUCUUUGCCGAUGUUCACGAUGAUCCCACUCGACGAGGCCGCCUGAUGGCUUAUUUCAUGGCAUGCACAACAUGCGGGCCUAUUAUGGGACCAUGGAUUUCCGGAUUCGUCGCUGUUGUCAGCUGGAGAUGGUGCUUCUGGAUUGGUUUGAUUUGUACCGGCGUAUCAAUGCCCUUGGUGAUCUUCAUGCCAGAGACCUACGGUCCUGUCGUCUUGAAGAACCGUGCCCGGAAGCUGAGGAAAGAUACCGGAAACUCCACCAUCAUAUCACCUUUGGAACUGGAAAGUCGAAACAUCCGCGUGAAAUUCAUUACCACGAUCUCCCGACCUUUCCGCAUGAUCAUCCACGAGUCGAUUGUCUCAUUGACGUCCUUGUACCUUGCACUUGCAUAUGCGAUCUUCUAUCUCUAUUUCGAGGCAUAUCCCAUCAUCUUCCAAGGAAUCUAUGGAAUGAAUGCCGGUGUUUCAGGCCUAAUGUUUCUACCCAUCGGAAUCGGUGCAGCACUUGCUUGCGUUGUUUUCCUGUGGUAUGAUGGCUACCUAGCCCGCGCUAAAGCGCGCAAUGCCGAAUGGGCAUUUAUCGAAGAAUAUCGAAGACUCCCUCUUGCUUGUAUUGGAGGUCCACUUUACGUGAUCUCCCUCUUUUGGGUAGGAUGGACGGCCUCGCCAAAUAUCCACUGGGUGGUACCAUUCCUUUCGGGCAUUCCAUUUGGCGCGGGCUAUCUUUUGAUCUUCAUGGCCAUGCUCAACUAUCUCACCGAUGCAUACGAGACUCUGUCUGCCAGCGCCCAAUCGGCUGCUAGCUGUACCCGAAGCAUAUUUGGUGCUGUCUUGCCACUCGCCGCGAAGCCAAUGUUCGAUCGACUUGGUGUCAACUGGGCCUGCAGUCUCAUUGCCUUCCUCAGUCUGGGUGUCUCCAUCAUUCCGUUUGCCUUCAUCCGUUAUGGCGACCGCAUCAGAAACAACAGCAAGUUCUGCCAGGAGCUCAAGCGUAUCAAGGAGGCUGAGAAGCUAGAAAUGGAGAGGGAGGAAAGCGGCGAAGGUUCAAAUCAACUUGAGCCCGUACAGUCAACUGCUACUGGACGCCUCUCUAGAAUCGAGACGGCUCGAAGCCACGCGGAGAAGGCCUCUAUCAUUUGUGGCUAA
This is a messenger RNA of Penicillium manginii, 1746 nucleotides long. Its product is annotated as MFS transporter. The record is from RefSeq and is a predicted model, not a curated record. The transcript is spliced from 5 exons. The coding region runs from base 1 to 1746 and encodes 581 amino acids. Lineage: Eukaryota; Fungi; Ascomycota; Eurotiomycetes; Eurotiales; Aspergillaceae. Gene Ontology annotation, biological process: transmembrane transport. Gene Ontology annotation, molecular function: transmembrane transporter activity.